CUUUCAAAUAACUUCACAGCAUUUUCUACUAUAACUGAGAUUCAAUUUUCUCUAUAAUUGUUUCUAUAAUAUAAUGCAUUAAAAGCAUUGAAAAUUAGUUAUAUUGUAGUGAAUGACUUAAAUAAAGUGUAAUUCUUAACAAAUUGUUUGAUUGACUUCUUUGUGAAUAUUUAUCAUGAAUUUUAAUAAAUUUGUCGAAUUCAUAGUUUAUUUGCACUUAUAUUGUACGGUAUGUAUGGUUUGGGCGCAGACAACAAACAGUGUGCCGWUCACUACACCGGUGUCCGCAAACACCGACACUAUAACCCAAUCUAAUACACAAACGCCCAAAACAUUGAUAUCACACGAAACGACUAAUUAUAAAAAUGUUGAUGAAGUGACAACAACAUUAGGUUCAAUAAUAACCACUAUUAAGGGUAUUACCGAUACUAACCAACCAUUAGACACACAGACAACUAUUCAACAUUUAACAGAAAAUUCAAAAGAUAGCUCCGGAACUACUAUUCCUCCGAAUCCCACAACUYUAUUGAUAAGUAGUAUAGGAAUAUCUAAUACACAGACAGUAAGCAGUAGUGUCGUUCCACAUACCGGUUCACCCCAUGAAGUCCCAUCACUUGCAACACAAAUGUCAUCACAAAUAACAAAUCCAACGACUAUUAGCCCAAAUAUAAUCAAUGAAAUAAGUUCUAAAAAAAUAAGUGAAAUGACAGCCCAGUCGGGGAUUAAUGACAAAACCACAACUUUAUCAACAAAUGUAAUACAAGAAACUCAAACCACGACUUUGAAACUGACAAAUGAUGUGAAUAUAAUGACAACAACAGCGGUACCAUUAAUUACCAGUCAAACUGUUGAACAAAAGUCGUCUGCGGCCACACAAACCACUAUCGAUGUGGUUAAUCAAGAAGCAAGUUUGGGAACAACUCAGGAACCGAUUAGAUCGUCAACACUAAUAUCAGAAUCAAAGUCAACACUAAUUCCAAUACAUUCCGAUAUUACAGAAUCUUCAGUUAAAACCACUUUAUUUAGUACAACUCUUACAAAUGGUGAUAAACAAUACAUUCCUCCACUCAAUCAUUCACAAGACAUUCAAACACAAACCACGAGUCCAUUGACAGAAACAACAACAGAGACUCGAUAUUUGAAUGCAACUGAUAUUCAUAGUAUUCCUCCUAAUAUACAAACAGAAUCUCAAACACCAACUCAUGGAAACCAAUUGAUUACUACAACUGAAGCACAAACUAGUAGUCCUAUAAUAUCAGAAACACAUCAAACAAUACAAACAACAACAACAGCGCAACCAAUUGAGACAUUAAGAACCUUAGAAUCGGUAACCAGAGAUCACACGGACGACAAUAAAGAGCCGAACAUAACACCCGGUUUUAUUGAAAACUUUAAUUCAAGCGAUGAGACAAAACCGGUUCAGACUUCAGAUAUGGCAGUUGAGGUGACAAGCGUUAAGACAAUAGAAACUACUGAUGAAACACAAAAUAUACAAAGUAGUAGUGAAUCUACUAAAACAUUUGACGAUACACUGACCCAACCGCACGAUUCAAAUACUAUUGAAACGGCAAAGACUAACUCACAACCAUUAGUUCACGACUUGACUACAACUCAUAAUAUGAGACCUAUAACUACAAGCAUUCCCUUUGAAUCAAAUGUCAAUCCAAUUAAAGUUAUUUUACCAAACAUUAAAAGCAUGAAUUACAUCAAUAAAGAAGAUAUGGUUAACACAGUGACCAUCACUUUUAUCGCCAAAUCUGUUGAGAUUUUCCGUUUUAUAACAAUAUUAGACUUAAAGUUCCGUAACUUUACGUGCGAUUGUAUCGAUUCCGAGAGGAAUUGGUGUCAAAUCGAUAAUAUUAUAUAUGUCUCGCCAUCACCUCUUGUAAUGAACAACCAUUUGAUUAUCAGUUUUUUUGUUAACGACUCAAAAGACAAGGAUUUAAAUAAGUAUCACGUAUUCAAAGGUCCAUUAAUUGUUGAGUCGCUCAAGAACUCAACCAAAACAUUGGAACAAUUGAUGGGAUUGGAGGUACAGAGUCUUCAAACAAAUAUGGGAACAAUUGUKGUGAAGCCGUUGGAGUCGGACAGUCACCGAUUGGCCAAAUUUGAGUUAUUGGUGUUCAUCUUUACUAUAGUUAUGUUCAUUUGUACGGUAUUGCUAUGUCUGGCCAUAAUCUGUUCGUGUGCUAAACGAAAGAGCGUUGAUAUGAAUCAGAUACAACUUUCUAACGCUUUUCGACGACAAACCACGACUAACCUCAAUGGCUUUGACUUGAAUUCCGCUUCUAAUAUAUUGAGAGACGAAUUACACGCCAAACGUAACCACAAUGUGAUAAACCUGGAGGAAGGCUGGGUUACACCCAUUGAUAAUUGUUUGGAUAAUGAAAAAAAUAAUGCUAAAUAUGAUUCACUCCAGGACACCAAAUUGUAAAUUAUUGCAUCAAAUUAUUAUAUUAUUAUUAUAAUGUUUAAU
This is a messenger RNA of Oppia nitens, 2476 nucleotides long. RefSeq names its product mucin-2-like. NCBI's taxonomy places the organism in Eukaryota, Metazoa, Arthropoda, Arachnida, Sarcoptiformes, Oppiidae. The transcript is spliced from 7 exons. The record is from RefSeq and is a predicted model, not a curated record. The coding region runs from base 176 to 2434 and encodes 752 amino acids.